Molecule: messenger RNA, 1509 nt
Organism: Panicum virgatum (switchgrass)
Lineage: Eukaryota; Viridiplantae; Streptophyta; Magnoliopsida; Poales; Poaceae
Product: E3 ubiquitin-protein ligase BOI-like
Exons: 2
Coding region: 115-1122 (335 amino acids)
Molecular function (GO): ubiquitin-protein transferase activity
Source: RefSeq, a predicted model, not a curated record
CGUUCCCUUUCCACUUCCCACUCCCCUCCCUCCCACACGCCUCCGUCUCCCUCCCGGCGGGUGACCCUGCGUCUCUCUUCCCGGCCCCUCCUCGCCACCACGAGGGCGGCGGCGAUGGCCGUCCAGGCGCAGCAGCACCUCCUCUCCCACGCCUUCCUCCCCCACCACGACGCCCUCGGCCACGCCUUCCGGUCGCUCGACGGUGCCGGCGGCGUGUUCCUGGACGAGCUAGGCAUCGCCGGCUGCGUUCCGGCUGCUGCCGCGGCGGGGCCCUCCGGCGACGCCGUGUUCGGGGGUGCGGCCCGCAGCGAGCUCACCUGCAACGGCGGCGGCGAGUACGACGACGGGCUCCUCCUCCCGAGGAAGCGGGCGCGCGUGGCGGCGGGUCUCGUUGAGUGUGGUGGCCAGCAGGGCGGCUUGGUGCUGCCCCUGGCGCCGCCGCCGCAGGGCCAGGCGUUCGCCGGCGACGUGCGGGCCCGGGCCGUCGGGUGCGGCGCGGCGUCCCCCAGCGGCAGGGCGGCGGCGUCCAAUGGCGUCCUCUCGCAGCUCUACCACCAGGGCGUGGAGAUCGACGCGCUCGUGAGACUCGAGACUGAGAGGAUGCGGGUGGGGCUCCAGGAGGCGCGGCGCAGGCACGCGCGCGCGGUGGUCGCCGCCGUGGGACGCGCCGCCGCGGGCCGCCUCCGCGCGGCGGAGGUCGAGCUGGAACGCGCCCGCUGCCGCAACGCGGAGCUGGAGGAGCGUCUGCGGCAGCUGGCCGCCGAGGGCCAGGCGUGGAUGGGCGUCGCCCGGAGCCACGAGGCCGUCGCCGCGGGGCUCCGCGCCACGCUGGACCAGCUCCUCCAGCCGCCCGCCUGCGCAGCCGCCCUCGCCGGAUCCGGCGCCGCCGACGGUGACGCGGAGGACGCGCAGUCCUGCUGCUUCGAGACCUCCCCGCCCGCCGACGGCGCGGCGUCCCGGGGCCCGGCGCCGCCCUGCAGGUACUGCGGCAGCGGCGACGCGUGCGUGCUGCUGCUCCCGUGCCGGCACCUGUGCCUCUGCCGCGCGUGCGAGCCCGCCGCCGAGGCGUGCCCCGUCUGCGCCGCCACCAAGAACGCCUCCCUCCACGUCCUGCUCUCCUGAGGAGGGCCCCGCCGGCGUCGUCGCCGCGGAGGAUGGGCUCGUCGGCUUCCACGUCCCCGCGCGGCGCCGUAAACGAGCCCCGGUGACGCCAGCACGUCCUGGCACGCGAGUCACACGUGACCAUCGGAUGCCGGAAGCUUUUGUUGGAGGAUGCAUCUUGUGGAAAUGCUCCGAGCUGCAGAUUAGGCUGAUCUGACCUUGUGUCUGCUGACUUUUGUUCACUGUUGAUAUGGCCUCUCGCGUUCCUUCUUUUUAAGGUAGGAUUGGGUUGUGUUAAUGAGGAAAUAGACCAAGUUUCGCUAGACAUUGACAGUAUUCUCACUUCUGUGCAUGCCUGAUCCGGUUCAAUGCAUUUUGGAAAAUAUGCUGCGACGCCAAAUUCCUUUA